Macrosiphum euphorbiae (potato aphid) is the source of this 1341-nucleotide messenger RNA. Lineage: Eukaryota; Metazoa; Arthropoda; Insecta; Hemiptera; Aphididae. The record is from the annotation of a GenBank genome assembly.
AUGGCGAGUGAUAUAAUCAACUAUUCUUCUCGACAUUAUCAACCGAAUUAUUCAGUGAAGCAAGAAUGCAUGACGGCCCUCGGUGUAGCGGCCACGCCGUUGUCUUCAGCUGUUCCCGGCGACGGGCGUUACGUCGUCCAGGACCUGUCGCCGUCGGCUCCGUCCUACUGGAUGCCGGCCGCGGAACAGCAGCAGAUGGUGACGUGCGUCGUCGGUAGCACCGCGUCGUCUUCAUCGUCGUUCGUGGACGACGAAUCCACGUCGUACGAGGACAUCACGUACAAUAAUUACGGACCAUCUUCGGUUGCAGCGUUGCAGGCCGCCGCCGCGGCCGCGGCUGCCGUGGCCAAUAGCGACUACAGUGGCCUUUACGGUCAUCAUCUGCAGCAACACCCACAGCAACAGCAGCAGCCGUUGCUGCAGUACGGUAACGUCGGUUACUACGACGGCGGCAGCGGCGGUUACCACCAGCUCGACCACUUGCAGGGCUACGACGAAAAGCCGGCGGCGUACGACAACAACAACGCGGCCGAUGUAUGCGACAUGAAUUCCGCAGUAACGGCCGCAGCCGUGGCCGUCGCUUACGACGAUCCGUACGCCGCGGCCGCCGUGUCACAACUCGAUCGACAGCCGCUUACGCCACAGUACCGUCCUGUACAACAAAGCAACAACAAUGCCUCUGCUGCCGACGAUGACGACGACGACGACGAAAACGACGACGACGAAGAAGCAAACGACGAUGAUGAUGACAACAAUAAACGGCUGCCGCUUCAGCCGCAACGGCAACAGCAACUGCAAUUUCAGCGGCGACAACAGCUGCUGCAACAGCAACAGCACAUGAUGCAGCAACAGUGCAGUUCUUCGGAGUCGGUCCCGACGACUCUGAUGCAGGCGGCGGUGCCUGUUGUGCGCGUCGUCAAGCGCAGGAACACGGCCAACAAGAAGGAACGGCGGCGGACGCAGAGCAUCAACAACGCGUUCUCCGACCUCCGGGACUGCAUACCCAACGUGCCGUCCGACACCAAACUGUCGAAAAUCAAAACGCUCCGGCUGGCCACGUCUUACAUUGGUUACCUUAUGACCGUGCUGGACAGCGACGACCCGGACACGGACGGUUUCAAAGCCGACCUGUCCGCGCACACGUCCAAGCGGUCGGCUCAGACGCCACACGUGCAGGCCGAGAAGGCCCAACAACAGCAGAUGAUGAUCGCCCGAAACCCUUUGAAUCCUACCAACGACCACCAACACCAAGAACACCAACACCACCACAAGCGGAGCAAAGGCAGGACCGGGUGGCCACAAGACGUGUGGGCAUUAGAACUGAAACAAGAACAAGUGUAA